Messenger RNA from Arctia plantaginis, 765 nucleotides. NCBI's taxonomy places the organism in Eukaryota, Metazoa, Arthropoda, Insecta, Lepidoptera, Erebidae. The record is from the annotation of a GenBank genome assembly.
AUGGAUCAUUAUUUAACGACUUAUAGAAAGGACUAUUUAUGGCCCAAUUUGCCAGGAGCCAGCUCUGGCGCUCACGGCGGUGGUGGUGGAGGCGGGUUAGCUGAAGUACCCAAAUUAUCCGGACAGGAAUUAGCCUUUUACCAAGCAUGCAUGCAGCAAACACGGCCACCGGAUUGCCGGUGUCCGCAGUACUCCGGGGCAGAGAUGCCUACUCUGCCCCCAGGGAAAGAAAGCGGAUGGAGCCGGAAUGAGCUCAUGGGGCCUAUGUUGGACCCGAAGUUAUAUCCAGUGAGGGUUGGAGCAGCACCUGAAACGCCAACAUCAAGAUAUGAUCAACCAAAUGCUUUCUUAGACAAGCUACAAUCCAAAUACCCGAUGCUGUACAGCAUCUUACAGAAUGAGGCAUCUCCUGAGCUCAAGCAACGUAUUGACAGGGAUCGGAACAAGACGACCUAUCAAGUGGACUACUGCGAGAAAGGUGCCGGCGCCCAGUUUGAAGGUCUACAGCGAGCAGCAGAUGAAAGCGGCUCAGGCCCUUGCGCCCAACCAAUGCGGCUACCUGGAGAUCCGUGCCGAGUUGGGCCUAAACCUGGGAAAUCGGCCCCUAGGACCAUCUCUAAGCAGGGCAGCGCUGGGGCUGGCUCAGACCCGAGAGCUAAAUGCGAAACAUCAUCAGCAGUGCCGCCCCUUGGCAAAACCGAAUAUCAAGAUGGAGUUUCCAAGUUGGGCGCUAUUAUUAUGCGCGACAAACUACACCGCCGAUAA